AUGGACGAAACGGCGGCGUAUCCACACAUCGAGCCUUCGAAUUUUGACCUCAUCAUCAUAGGCACUGGACUCCCGGAAUCCAUCCUAGCCGCCGCCUCCUCCGCCGCCGGUAAAACCGUCCUCCAGCUCGAUCCCAACUGGUUGUACGGUUCUCACUAUGCCUCUCUUCCCCUUCAAGACUUCAUCUCCUUCCUCCAAUCUCAGCAGUUCCAAUCUCAAUCAUCUUCCAAUCCCCAACUUCCUCAGACUGACGACACCGGGAAUUACGUUUAUGUCCCUCUUGUCGCUCGCCCCCUCUACUCAUCGCUAGAAAUCAACUCCUACUCCUCCGAGCCCCUCGAUAAUUCGAAAAAGUUCUGCCUCGAUUUGACGGGACCUCGGGUUCUGCUCUGCUCCGACCCUAUGAUUGAUUUGAUCCUUAAAACGGGCAUAAAUCAGUAUAUGGAGUUCAAGAGCGUAGAUGCUAGCUUCACGUGCGACGCGGAGGGAAAAUUGGGUGCCGUGCCUGACUCCCGGAAUGCUAUAUUUAAGGAUCGGAGUUUGUCGUUCACUGAGAAGAAUCAGUUGAUGAGGUUUUUCAAGCUGGUACAGGGUCAUUUCCUGAGUGAGAGCGAGAGUGACGAGAGUAGUCGAAUUUCCGAGGAAGACCUGGAGAGUCCGUUUGUCGAAUUUUUGACGAAAUUGGGGCUGCCACAGAAGCUAAAAUCGAUUAUUUUGUAUGCAAUAGUGAUGGCGAAUUAUGAUCAAGACAAUAUGGAGGUCUAUACAGAUGUUAUCAAAACAAAAGAUGGGAUAAAUCAUUUAACACUUUACCACUCGUCGGUUGGCAGGUUUCCUAAUGCAAAUGGUGCUAUGAUUUAUCCCUUGUAUGGCCAAGGGGAGCUUCCACAAGCCUUUUGCCGUCGUGCUGCUGUCAAAGGGUGUAUUCAUGUUUUGCGAAUGCCUGCAGCUGCCCUACUCAUCGAUAAGGACAGUGGGACUUAUAAAGGUGUCAAGUUAGUUUCUGGUCAAGAUUUAUUCAGCCCUCAGCUGAUCCUGGCUCCCUCUUUUACUAUUACAUCACCCUUAGAUCCUUUUUCCUCACAUCAGCUGAGUUCUCAUGAUUUGGCCCUCCAAGAUGUCAAAGAGAAGGUUGCCCGAGGAAUAUGCAUUACCAAGAGUUCCUUAAAACCAGAUGUAGCUAAUUGUCUGGUGUUCUUUCCUCCCAGAUCUUUGUGCCCAGACCAGAUGAAGUCCGUCCGUGUCUUCCAGUUGAGUAGUAAUGUGGCUGUUUGCCCACCUGACAUGUUUGUGACAUAUCUUUCAGCAGUAUGUGACGAUGCUGUUGAAGGGAAGAAGUUACUACAUUCAGCCAUAAAUGCUCUGUUUUCUGUGUCUAUUUCUGGUAACACUGAAAACUGUAACAUGGAUGAUCGAAGUGGAAAUACUGAAGUAAAGCCCAGCUUACUUUGGAGUGCCUUUUAUCUGCAAGAGUUGACCAAGGGAGGAUUUGGAUCCAUUAACUAUAUGACAAUGCCGGAUGAGCAUCUGCACUACAAUAGUCUUCUAGAUGCAACAGGAAAGCUAUUCCGAAAAAUGUAUCCUGGUGAAGAAUUUUUUCCGAUGACAAACCCAUCCGAUGAGUUUACAGAUGAUGCUGCAUCUGAGUUGGAAACUUAG
Messenger RNA from Fraxinus pennsylvanica, 1659 nucleotides. NCBI's taxonomy places the organism in Eukaryota, Viridiplantae, Streptophyta, Magnoliopsida, Lamiales, Oleaceae. The record is from the annotation of a GenBank genome assembly.